Messenger RNA from Sus scrofa (pig), 1128 nucleotides. It is a transcript of the gene PDXK, whose product is annotated as pyridoxal kinase. Gene Ontology annotation, cellular component: cytosol. Gene Ontology annotation, molecular function: pyridoxal kinase activity. NCBI's taxonomy places the organism in Eukaryota, Metazoa, Chordata, Mammalia, Artiodactyla, Suidae. Gene Ontology annotation, biological process: pyridoxal 5'-phosphate salvage. The record is from RefSeq and is marked provisional.
GCCGGGUGCUCUCCAUCCAGAGCCACGUCGUCCGCGGCUACGUGGGCAACCGAGCGGCAACGUUCCCGCUGCAGGUUCUGGGGUUCGAGGUCGAUGCAGUGAAUUCUGUCCAGUUUUCAAACCACACAGGCUACGCGCACUGGAAGGGCCAGGUGCUGAACUCGGACGAGCUGCACGCGCUGUACGAGGGGCUGAAGCUGAACAACGUGAACAAGUAUGACUACGUGCUCACGGGUUACACGAGAGACAAGUCCUUCCUGGCCAUGGUGGUGGACAUCGUGCGGGAGCUGAAGCAGCAGAACCCGAGGCUGGUGUACGUGUGCGACCCGGUGAUGGGAGACAAGUGGGAUGGAGAAGGCUCCAUGUACGUCCCCGAGGACCUCCUUCCAGUUUACAGAGAGAAGGUCGUGCCCGUGGCAGACAUCAUAACCCCCAACCAGUUUGAGGCGGAGUUGCUGACCGGCAGGAGGAUCCACAGUGAGGAAGAAGCCUUGGCGGUGAUGGACAUGCUGCACGCAAUGGGCCCGGACACGGUGGUCAUCACGAGCUCGGACCUCCCGUCCCCGAGGGGCAAAGACUACCUGAUCGCGCUGGGGAGCCAGAGGACGCGAUCCCCCGACGGCUCCGUGGCGACGCAGCGUAUCCGCAUGGAGAUAUGCAAGGUGGACGCGGUCUUCGUGGGCACUGGGGACCUCUUUGCCGCCAUGCUGCUGGCGUGGACACACAAGCACCCCAACAACCUCAAGGUGGCCUGUGAGAAGACGGUGUCGGCCAUGCACCACGUCCUGCGGCGGACCAUCCAGUGCGCCAAAGCCAAGGCUGGAGAAGGCCUGAAGCCCAGCCCGGCCCAGCUGGAGCUGAGAAUGGUCCAGAGCAAGAGGGACAUUGAGGACCCGGAGGUGGUCGUCCAGGCCACGGUGCUGUGAGGGCCGCCGAGCCCGCCUCCCAACGCCCAGUGCCCGCUGUCUGUUUCCGUCCUUGUGAAAAAUGUAACAUCUGCCUUAGAGCUGUGACCGAAACUUGAUAUUUUUUUCUUUUCCGAGUGUCCAGCCUCAAUGGGUCUUCAUUGUCAAAAUGUGCCAGUUGUGCUUUUUCACACGAACGACGUGACUGCAGGCCCGGCUCCCC